Messenger RNA from Anisakis simplex (herring worm), 1533 nucleotides. NCBI's taxonomy places the organism in Eukaryota, Metazoa, Nematoda, Chromadorea, Rhabditida, Anisakidae. The record is from the annotation of a GenBank genome assembly.
AUGUUACGUCAUAUAUCUUGGCGUUGCGUGCAAUGUGUUUCACUAGGCUUAACGGCCACUACGGCUGGACUUUCACUGUAUUUUAUUCAACGGAACGAUUAUGAUAUUUCAUCGAUAGGUUUGGUCCGUUUCGCUAGGGCCGGAAUCGCGGCUUCACAAAUCGCCCUUGAUUAUAAAUUAACCAUGCGACGUUUUCGUGGUGUCGAUAAUGAGUUGGAAUAUGCGAACGCUAUGAAAGGUGCUCAUGAAAGAAGUGCGCAGAAAUUGCUCGAUUUAGCUUGUGCAAAUGGUGGUGUUUUUAUUAAGGUCGGACAACAUUUGGCCGCACUGGGCUAUCUUUUACCGGAUGAAUACAUAAAAACCUUGAGUGUUUUGCAUUCACGAGCACCAGAAAGCAGUUUGGACGAUGCUCGAACUGUUUUCGAAGAAGACCUCAAAGUCAAGUUAGAAGAUGUUUUUUCGGAAUUUGAAAGUCGUCCACAAGGAGCCGCUUCACUGGCACAAGUUUAUCGAGCAAAACUGCGCGGAAGUGGUGAGACGGUUGCGGUUAAGGUACAACACCCUCGUGUUAAACCUCAUAGUCUCAUUGAUAUGACAUCGAUGGAGGUGUUAGUGAAGCUAGUGGCGAAGCUAUUUCCUGAGUUUCAUCUUCUUUGGUUAGUUGAUGAGAUGAAGAAGAACUUGCCACUUGAAUUAGACUUUACAAAUGAGGCCGCGAACGCCGAACGGGUACGGACAAUGUACGCGCAUUUGGAUUAUCUUAAGGUUCCAAAAAUUUAUUAUGAAUAUACGACCGAUCGUGUAUUAACGAUGGAAUUUUGUGAUGGUGCUCAAAUAAAUGAUGUUGAUUACUUCAUUGAAAAUAAGGUGGAUCGUCAUGAGGUUUGCCGUAAACUAGGUGCUUUAUUCAGUGAGAUGAUAUUCGUGAAUGGAUUGGUGCACUGCGAUCCACAUCCGGGUAACGUUCUCGUCAAUAAGAAUGUUGAUGGCACUAUUUCUAUUGUACUUCUUGAUCAUGGACUCUAUUUGACAUUGCGCGACGAUUUUCGGUUGAAGUAUGCGCAGCUGUGGAUGGCUAUACUGAAGCCGGAUCAGGACGAAAUCAAGCGAAUAGCAAGUGAAAUGGGUGUAGGUGAUCUGUAUGGUCUUUUCGCGUGCAUGGUCACUAAUCGAUCCUGGAAGGCUGUAACGGGCGGCGUGAAUAAGGUGAAGGAUGGGGCAGAAGAAGUGAGACCAAUGCUCAUCAUUGAAACUGAGCAAAACCACUCUUCAACCGAGGUAUUAAGUGAGCGAUUUAACUCUUUCCAGCGAGAUGAGAUCAAAGCAUAUGCAGCGUCGUUGAUACCUCAAAUAUCAGAAGUACUCGAAAAUAUGCCUCGACCAAUGAUUCUGAUUCUGAAGACGAACGAUCUUUUGCGAAGUAUUGAAUAUCGGCUUGGUACGCAGAAUCGAGCCGAUGCAUUCCUUGAGGUGACGAUUCAAUUUGACACUCUAUCGCAUUCGUUUUUUGCCUGGAAAAAUAUACGUUCUUAG